Messenger RNA from Sinocyclocheilus grahami, 1282 nucleotides. Its product is annotated as carbamoyl-phosphate synthase [ammonia], mitochondrial-like. Gene Ontology annotation, molecular function: carbamoyl-phosphate synthase (glutamine-hydrolyzing) activity. Bases 87 to 1280 code for a protein of 397 amino acids. The record is from RefSeq and is a predicted model, not a curated record. Gene Ontology annotation, biological process: L-glutamine metabolic process; 'de novo' pyrimidine nucleobase biosynthetic process. Lineage: Eukaryota; Metazoa; Chordata; Actinopteri; Cypriniformes; Cyprinidae. The transcript is spliced from 11 exons.
UUUAAAACCCUUUCAUAGUUGAUAUUCACAGGUAGUUUGACAAUAGCGCAUAUUAAUAAGGAGAAAAGAAAACUUCUGGACAGAAUAUGUCAAAAAUCUUAACAGUCUGUGGAGUUGCCAAAUCAUUGAGGCUGGGAUGGCGCAACUGGAGAACUUCGACAAGAUUGCUCAGCAUGAAGGCUCAGACUGCGCACUUGGUGCUUGAAGAUGGCACGAAGAUGAAGGGCUACUCUUUCGGCCAUGAUCACUCUGCAGCUGGAGAGCUGGUCUUCAACACUGGACUAGUUGGCUAUCCUGAGGCUCUGACAGACCCCAGUUACAGAGGGCAGAUCCUGACCCUCACCUACCCCAUUGUUGGAAACUACGGUGUUCCUAAUACACAGCAACUGGAUGAGCUGGGAUUGAAGAAAAAUGUGGAGUCUGAUCGCAUUCAGGUGUCAGGACUGCUGGUUCAGGACUACAGUUCUGAGUACAGUCACUGGAACUCUGUCAAAUCACUGGCACAGUGGCUUCAAGAGGAGAAGGUGCCGGCUCUUUUUGGGAUAGAUACCAGGAUGCUAACAAAGAUCAUUAGAGACAAGGGUACCGUUUUGGGGAAGAUUGAAUUUGAUGGACAGACGGUGGAGAUCACAGACCCAAACCAGAGAAAUCUCGUAGCUGAGGUCUCCACCAAGGAUAUUCAAGUGUUUGGGAAAGGCAGUCCUAUCAAAGUGGUUGCUGUUGAUUGUGGAAUCAAGCACAACAUUAUAAGACUACUUGUCAAGAGUGGAGCAGAAGUGCAUUUAGUGCCAUGGGACCAAGACCUGAUGAGUUUGGAGUAUGACGGUCUCUUCAUCUCCAACGGCCCAGGAGAUCCUUCACUGGCAAAUACCCUGAUUCAAAAUGUCCGCAAGGUGCUGGAAAGUGAUCGUCCUCAGCCAGUGUUUGGUAUUUGUAUGGGGAAUCAAAUCACAGCUCUGGCAGCUGGUGCACAGUCUUAUAAACUACCAAUGGGAAACAGGGGCCAAAACCAGCCAGUUGUGAACGUGAUGACGGGCCAAGCUUUCAUCACAGCUCAGAAUCAUGGGUAUGGCAUAGACAGCGAGUCCCUUCCUCCAGGCUGGAGUCCUCUCUUCAUCAAUGCAAAUGAUGGAACCAAUGAGGGCAUUAUGCAUAAUACCAAGCCAGUGUUCACAGCUCAGUUCCACCCCGAGGCCAAAGGAGGACCCACAGACACAGAGGUACCGCAGCACUGUCAGAGGAUCGUGAAGAGUCUGAUCUUUUUUGUUUUUCAUGGCUGAAU